UGUUGACAGCCAAGUUAAUCAUUAGCUAUUUCCAGGUUCUAAUGUGUGGUGGUKUGGAAAUGGAGAYCCCCAUUAUUGAUAUUGGUCCAUUGAUGAAAGGUGACAUCAAGUCGUCUGACGUCAUUAACCAAAUAGGACAAGCAGUUCAGACAACAGGUUUUUUCUACAUCAGUGGAUAUGAUGAUGAAAAUCAACUGUGUGGUAACAUGUUCGRCGUUGGCAAGAAGAUAUUUGACCUGYCAUCUGAUGAAAAGAAUGAAAUAAGUAUCAAGAAYAGUCCGGUGUUCCGUGGUUUUGUACAGAAGGGAGAUGAUAUCACCAACCACAAGGCAGACAUCAAGGAGGGGAUUUACUUCGGCCAUGAAUCUUCCCCAGAAGAGGAUGAAGACGAGAUUAUGAUGAAGGGUUAUAAUCAAUAUCCUGCAACAAUGCCACAYCUUCCUGGGGUCAUCAAUGAUUACAUCGGAAASAUGACCCAUGUUGGGAAUGUACUAGUCAAAGCCCUGGCUGUAAAGCUUGGCCAAAAAGAAACUUUUUUUGAUGAAAUGUUUGCUGUGCCAUUUCCUUUGAUGGCACUGUGGCACUACCCUCCUCACCCGGAGGAGUCUGGGGACUGGGGAAUAGGACCUCACACAGAUUAUGGUGUAAUAACGCUGAUCCUACAGGACGAUGUUGGCGGACUCCAGGCUCAAACAAGAGAUGGGAAGUGGAUUGACGUUCCUCCCGUUCCUGGGACACAGGUCGUUCUUUUUGGUGAUGUCUUAGAGAUCUGGACAUGCGGUUACUUUAAAGCUACAAAACAUCGCGUGAAAAACUCGGCCACUGCAACUCGACUCUCGGUUCCAUUCUUCCACCAGCCAAGCGCUAGUACCAUAGUAACCCCCCUUGAUAUUCAUCUGCCUUCUGAUUUUGACCCUACUAAAAGCCGUAACCCACCCCCACCAUUUCAGUUUGGGAGAUACGUUAAAAAUAAAUUUGAGACCUCAUACUUGAAUUGAUUAAGUCACCUAUCAUCAUUACAAUUAGUGCAAAUUAAUUGAUUCAUUAUUAAUUCAUGAUGAGAAUCAGUGUCAUUGCUGAUUUGAAAAGUCAGUACCUUUUAGUUUUUGAUCACUAGCACAGCAUAUUCCAUACUUCAGGCGUAUCAAAUCUUCUGUCACUCGGCAUUYCUCUCGCUCUGGUUUCACAAGAAUCUAAAACACCUUCUAUUUGGUAAACUGUUAUCAUAACAAGUAUACUACUAAAGAAAAACCAUUAUA
Messenger RNA from Exaiptasia diaphana, 1259 nucleotides. Its product is annotated as 1-aminocyclopropane-1-carboxylate oxidase. The record is from RefSeq and is a predicted model, not a curated record. Gene Ontology annotation, molecular function: dioxygenase activity. The coding region runs from base 42 to 998 and encodes 318 amino acids. NCBI's taxonomy places the organism in Eukaryota, Metazoa, Cnidaria, Anthozoa, Actiniaria, Aiptasiidae. The transcript has 5 exons.